Rhinichthys klamathensis goyatoka is the source of this 2019-nucleotide messenger RNA. Its product is annotated as ankyrin repeat domain-containing protein SOWAHC. The record is from RefSeq and is a predicted model, not a curated record. Lineage: Eukaryota; Metazoa; Chordata; Actinopteri; Cypriniformes; Leuciscidae. The transcript is spliced from 14 exons. Gene Ontology annotation, molecular function: protein binding. Bases 131 to 1432 code for a protein of 433 amino acids.
UACACUUUUCUUCUUCAGUAAUUAGCUAGGCUUCCAGCAAAGCCAUGCUUCAGCAUCUUCGAGAAGAACCCAUCACGACCACAGCUCAUCUGUUGUAAAAUUACUGUUUAUUUUCAGUUCCCUGUCAGAGAUGGGCGAAAUCAGUGAAGCGUCCUUACUGGAUUACAUCUGUUCCUGUGGAGGAAAAGUCAAAAAUUCUGAUCUGUCCAAAACAUAUAAGCAUUUUAUAAACCAUAGCGAUUUGCAGCUACGUGCCAAAUACAGAGAAGAGUUCAAACUCAUCAUUGAUAGAAUUGCUGUGGUGAAAUCUGAGAAUGGAGAGAAAUAUCUCAUUCUGAAGAAGAAGUAUAGACAACUAAAACAAGAGCGAGAGCCUUGCGCUGGGGAAUCAAUCAAGCAGGUUCAUCCCAACCCACAAAAUGAGCUCCGGGUCUCUAAUCCACGGCAGAACCAUGGCCCAACAGCCCAGAAACAGCCAGCACUGGUGGCCUGGUGCUCAGGACCCAUGAUUACAGUCACAGAGGCAUCAGAACCGACCCAGACAGAUAAUCAGUCAGACAGCACCCUCUCACCGCCAGCAGAGGCAGAGAAACCAGAGCAUCUGACGGAGGAGCUUUCAGCGUCAGACAGAGAAGAUGAACUCGACAAGGAUUCGGGGUCAAAGAGUGAAUCUGAGCAGGAUGAGGAUUGCGGGGGCAGUUUGGGAUCCACCGCUGUGGCUCUGGAUCCUCUUGAGAAAGAGUGGAUCUUCUCGGCAGCAAGUGGCAAACUGUCUCAUCUCAUUCAGCUCCUGAAACAAGACUCUUCUCUGGCCAAUAAAAAGGACUUUACCUCAGUAAGUUUGCAACCAAUCAUACAACACUACACUUACUCUACCAGAUGCCUCCCGGACUUCCUCCUUUCCCAGUUUACAGCGCUACACUGGGCUGCGAAACACGGUAAAGAAGAUAUGACCACAGUGUUGGCGGAAGCAGGAGCUGACAUCAAUACGAAGGCACAUGUAAGUACUCCUCACCUUACACUCACCCUGGAUGUGACGGCACGCAUAGGGUAUGUGGGUGCCCAGCUAUUCUUAUUCUCACAGGGAUACACACCUUUACACAUUGCAGCACUGCACGGACAUCGACAUAUAUUUGACCUGCUGGUUAGGACAUAUGGAGCUAAGGAGAACCUGCGGGACUACAGCGGUCGCCUAGCGUAUCAUUACCUCCAUUUACGGGAUACACGAUUAGAAGACCAUGAGCUAUCUGAAGUCAGCGAGUGCCACAGUCUAACCCAGGCUGGAGAGCGCAGGAACAGGAAGAUCACGUCAUUAUUUCACUCCAUGAAGAAGUGGGGAUCAGCGGAGGAGCUCGCGGCCGUACCGGAGGAGAGGGCCGUUGCUCAUCAGCUCAUGCUGCCUGCGUUUAGGCCCAGAAAGUUCUCACGGUAGACUGUGUGACGUCAAAACAUCUUCAGUUUUUGCUAUAGUGCCAAUCGGAUGGUUUACAGAUGAAAACGCACUUGUUUUCUUUGCUGCUUUUUUUCACACAAAUAGUAUGAUGAAGUUACAUUGACAUUUUAAGUAGCAAUUUAGCUUAAUAAUAGUGUUAUGCCACAGCAGAAUGUGACAUGUUGUAGUGUAAUGUCUUCUGUUCUCUGCUCUACUACCUGUUCAAUUAAGAGGUUAAAGAUGUACAACUUUUACUGAGCAAUGAAACGAUGCAUUUUAAAUUACCCUACAUCGCACGAUCCAAAGUUUUUAGCAAGUAUGAAGAACUCGGUUUCACAAAAUAUGUCAAUGCUUUACUCUCUCUCUCUCUCUCUCUCUCUCUCUAUAUAUAUAUAUAUAUAUAUAAAACUUUUCUCUAUUUGCGGAUAUGAUGAGACAUGAGACGUGUAUGUACACAAUUUCCCACAAAAACCAUCCCGACAGGUCUAAAAUAUAAAUAGGCUUAUAAUAUGCUUACCAUAGUGAAUCAGGGUAAGACAAAAACACAUUUUGGAAGAAGGAUUUAUGAUUUAUUCACUCUUCAUUCA